This is a messenger RNA of Ambispora leptoticha, 534 nucleotides long. The record is from the annotation of a GenBank genome assembly. Lineage: Eukaryota; Fungi; Glomeromycota; Glomeromycetes; Archaeosporales; Ambisporaceae.
AUGUUUAAAGUUUCUAGUCAGCAAACAUAUAAUAAUGAUAUACUACCGGAGUUUGCAAGAAGCAAUAGAUAUCAGGAAAAACCGACAAAAGAGUACCUCACCGAAGAUUAUGAAAGAUUUGCGAAAAAUAUUGGGCGAUGCGUAAUUCAAACAUUCGCGGCCGAGUUUCUAAUCGACAAAGUGAGUACUGAACAAUUGCAAAAACGAAUCGAGUCAUAUAAAGAUACAUCGAUAGUUGGGACAAUUGGGAAACAAAUAGGUUUGAAUAAACUGCUGCGUUGGGUCCCUGUUAAUCUUGAAGAAAUAAAGAAAGCUGAAUUAAGUGGAUCUUAUGUCAAACCCAUUGGCCAAAAGCAUGUAACUGGACGGGCAAUGUUAGCACUUGUUGGUGCUAUUUACCAUGACCAGGGCGCAUUUGCUGCAAAAAAGUUUUUCCAUCGACAUAUUAUUCCAAGACACCCGACUGAUCACAUAUUUGCUGAUAAGCCUAUAUUGCAAUUUGAUAAUUCAAUAUUAUUAAAAACCGACUUAUGA